GUUUCUGAUAACAUUUACUUUAUGCUGGCAAGUGAAGCAAAUUGUCUCUAGCAUGUCUUGUGAGUUACUUUAGAAUUUGUACCAUUGUUAAAUAAUAAAUUAUUACUAAGAUGAGCCAGAUACUAAAUGUUAUUACCUGUGAUAGAGUAUGUGAUUACUGUUAUAAAUCCUUAUCAGUAACUCCAGUCAAAGUUUAUCCGAACAGAAAAAUAAAAUGUGGCAGAUGUUUAGCAAGCUACAAGGGCGAAGAGGACAAUGGUGUGGUUUCCAUGUAUAACCAAAUUGCUACAAGAAGUUUUUUCGAGUGUAUUAACAAGUUUGAUGGAUGUACACAAUUAUUGGAAUCAUCGGAAGUAGUUGAACACGAAAAAAUGUGUUUAUCCAAGAAGUACAAAUGUCCCAUUUGUUUGAAAGAAAUGUUUACCUUUUUAAUAAUUCGUCACUUUAAACUAAAUCACUCCGAAUAUUUAUUAGAAAAACCUAAUUUUCAAGUAACUGACUUAAGGAAUAUAGAAAAAACAUUUUUGUACCAAUUAGAAUCAGAUUUGCUUUUUGUAAACUUCCGCGAUGUAUCUGAUUCAUUUGCGGAUGGUUCAAGGAGUUUUUUAUUAAACUUUGUAUUAAAUUUGGAAAAAAAGGAUUUAAUAAAAAAUUUAAAAGUGGAUUUCUUCGAGAAAAACGUUGACAUUUUAAAUAAAAAUAUAUACUCAAGUGGAAAUAGAUUAGUUACAUAUAAUGUAACUUUAAAUAUUACAAAUAAGUCAAAGUUGUUGGUAAUGUUUCAUUUAAAUAGGGUCGAAUUGAAAAGUACCGUUCUCAAAGCUACACAAAACAAAAUAAAUCAUUCUGAUUUUGAUUCUCUUUCAAAAACAUUUCAUAAUCAGCUGGGAGAAUAUUUAAAAACACUUUUACUUCAGAAACGCGAAUUUUCUUUUUCGCGCCAACAUUUAUGCACCCGUGCUAGGAAUAGGCUUAAUAAACAAACAUAUCCAAAUCCAAAAUCAGAGAUAACAAUUAAUACCAUUACAUUUAGUUGUUAUUAUUGCUCAUUAAUUUACCCAAAUUUACACAAAGAUAAUUAUUAUUUAAUUGGAAAUAAUGGUAAUUAUUACAUGAAGUGUCCAUGUACUACCAAUAAUAGUAAACAUUUAGUUACAGAGGAAGGUCUUACAUCAAUAGAUUUAAAGAACAUUUUGUUCAGCUGCAUCUGGCGUUGUGGAUCAGUUUUUGAUUAUAACCAGUUGUAUACACAUGAAAUACAAUGUGAAAAACAAGUUAGUCAAAAAUGUCCCAUUGAAUCAUGUUGCUAUUAUUUCAAGAUAUACGAAAUGGAAAAUCAUGUUAAAAAUAAACAUUCGUCAGUAAUUUUCAAAUCAACAAAUUUGCGUAAUAAUUAUUAUGAUUAUAAUAAUUAUAAUUAUAAUAAUAGUAAUAUGAUACCUACUUCCAUACAGUUAAAUUUACAUGAUUCUUAUAAAUUUACCAAAGAACAUAUUAUGUUAUUAUGGUGUGUCUGCGUUCAUGUUAAAUUUAAAUGGGAACAACCAAUUUUGACUAUUAGUUUUACUUACGAAAUACCAGAUAUAAAAAUACAAGCUAAAAUAUUUGAUCGUUACAAUACGACAGAAUUAUCUACAGUAACCGAAAGUGGUUCAGUUCCACUCAGGAAUGAUAUAAUACAAGUAAAUCUACAUGGAAUAAUUUCUAAAGAGAAAAUUAAAAAUAAGUGUUAACAUGAAACAAAUUAACAAAUGCGAUACGAACCAUACAAAUAUCUACUAUUGAUUUAAAAUUUUAUUUAUUCAUUAUUUCAGAACAAACUAUUUUGGGCAAUAGAGCUUUUUUCCAAAAUGAACUGAUACCUCGGGCCCCCACAGCCAAAUUACCUAAAAAAUCCUAUUUCUAGUUUUUUCCUACUAAUACAAAAUACUUACCAAUUUAAAAACUUUGCUGUUGGUUAUUUCCAAAUGAAUUUGAAAACUAUAAAAGAAGAACACCUAAGAAUUGGUAGACAUUUUUUUAAUAAAUCAGAGCAGUUGCUGAUGCUAAUAUCAAUAAUGCAACUUUAAAAACAAUCAAAAUAAAAGCUUAAAUAAUUAUAAAAAAAGCCGAAAUUUCAAAUUAUAUACGCGAUUUAUGAUCGAUGACCCCAUAUGCCUUUCACAGGAAAACGGUAUCUGGUUGCUGACUCUAUUUUUUUCUCCUAGUAACAUUUCAAUAAAAUAAGGUCAGUCUGAUAGCAUAGCUUGUAACGAUAACAUUCAUAUUAAGUACUAAAUAUAAUUUAUUUUGGGUUUUUAUUUAAGAAUUAGUAAUAAAAAUUCUUUUUAAAAACAAUCCUCUCAACGAGAGACUUACCAUUGUCUACCUUCUUUACCGAUAAUUUUAGUACACGCAUUCGUUUAUAGAGUCAGUCGACUUGUUCCCAUCAAGGAUUUCAAACAUUCUAUACGGAAUAUAGUUUUGAACAUUUAAAGCCAAACGGAAGAUGAAAUUUGUACCUAUUCAAGAGUACCAGUAAUUAAAAUAAUGGCAACAUUGAUAAAUCACUUUGCACGCGUAUGUAUUUGUGACUACAUCGUAUUUUAGAUUUUCUUGUUUUAUUUCAUAAAGCUGUAAAGUCAUUUAGUAUAAUUUUCUUAAAAACUGUUAAUUUGGAUUUGCAUUUAAAAGGAACUAAUUUUUUUAAUAUAAAAUAUAAUUUGUUCAAUUUAAAAAAAUAUUACUAACGUCAUAGUUUCGUGAAAUAGAUAACACACUGCAUAAAUGGCUUCAAAAGAAGAAUUUACUUACGACCUGUCAAACAAUAGCUGCUAGUGAGCAGGGCUCUUAUAUCUAAGAGGGUUGCGACAUUUUCUUCCAUCUUGGACGCUAUUUUUACUUGAAAUAAUAGUCGCCAAAAUUGUGUUCAACGUAAAAUAAUUAAUUUUAAUCCCUUAUUCAUGAUUCAUGUAGAUAGAACACAUCGUAUGUACCGCCAACAAGUUCUUUUGUUUUGAAUGCCUAAAUCAGUAUUAAGCUGCGUAAAGACCGUGUCAACGAAUGCCAACAAAGGGGUUUCGUUGGCGCGGCAUAGCCGACUAGCGGAAUCGUAGCGGUAACAUCAAAGGAGUGGGCGACUCGAACGUAUGAAAUGUGGACGGAACUCCAUAUGAUUAUCAUCCCAUAAUGAACAUUUAAUUCGGAUACAUGCUCAAACGAACGUUUGAUCGAACAACAAAUACAUGUAUAUUGUAUAUUAACGACGCGACUCCCAAAUUAGAUUUUGUUAAAAAAAUUAGCAAAGUUACGAUUAUCUUGACUAUUUUCAAUGUUUUUUUAUGUUCAAAAUAACUGAAAAAUUUUUUUAGAAAAGGUUUCAGCGUAACUCAGAUUUAACUUAACAUGUACAUAGGUAUUCAUUGUCAAAUAUGUGUAAUGUUAGGACAAAGGACCUUCUUAUUUUACAUGUUGUAAUGAAACCAAAGUCGAAUUGAAAAUGUAACUUGUCUUUAUUUUAAUCCAAAAGUAUGUAUUACAUUUUUUAACCUUGCAGUAUAUAUUGAAAAACCAUCGAAUUAAACAAAUUACUUCAUAUUGCUUAGGUGUCAAUACAGGUAACCUAAUUAAUUCCAUAGUUCUUCGUUAACAAUAAUUAAUUACAAUAUUAUGAUAUAUAUUUACAAGUAAUAAAAUUAUACUUAAGCCUAUUUAAAACUUAAUAACUAAGGCCGGCAGUAUGAAUACAAUACACAUAGUGAACAUUAGACAAAUGUGAAUAUAAAACUAAGAAAAACUAGAAUAAAAUAUAAAAAAUGAUUACACCGAGAGCUAAAUCCACACAACUUCUGGUUUAAAAAGUCAACGCCUUAUCCACAAACCACAUUCGGUAGAUGUAUUUGUUUGCGAGACGGUGUAAUAACGAUGCAAAAGCCAAAGUAUUUAUAUAAAGCCAGCUCUGUACCAGAACACUCUGGGCGAUCCAGAACGUCCGGGAACUCCCUCUCUAUGACUCAACGCCAAUUAAAUAAAAUUUGUAUUUAUUUCAAGUUUAUUUUAUAUUUUAAAUUAGUAAAAGUCAUAAAUUAUUUUUAAAUCAAUUAUUUUAUCUCUUUGGCAUAAAUAAAUAUGUUCAUAACAUCUAUUAUUCUGUACA
Messenger RNA from Psylliodes chrysocephalus, 4135 nucleotides. NCBI's taxonomy places the organism in Eukaryota, Metazoa, Arthropoda, Insecta, Coleoptera, Chrysomelidae. The record is from the annotation of a GenBank genome assembly.